CCAAUCGCUUGGCGACCUUCUUGAACAAGUAGAGAGGAGUGAGAUGAGAUGAACAGUGAAACAAGAGUGACAAGUGAGUCACUACCUCUCAAUGGACUUGAUUUCGCUAAUCUUUAGUCUUCGGUUGUGAUGGAUCGAGUCAAUUAUGCAUUUCCCUCUAAUUCUCUUCCAAUGUGUGUGAACAAUGUUCAAAUGCAAUUACCCCUCUCUGCUGCUUCUUCUUCCUCUUCACUCCUGCUAGUUUGUUAGCCAUUCUCUUUUCUCUUUGAUCCCUCAGUUUCAUUUCUCAAUUGCUGUCCAGGGAAGAGGAACAAAUAGUAUCUAUCUCCUCCUCCGCCGGCAUGGCAUCUCCAACGCAGUUAAUCUCUCGAAACUUGCCGGUUGGAUGGAGAUUCCGCCCGACCGAUGAAGAGCUUCUCUGUAAUUAUUUGAAGCCGAAGAUACUAGGCGAUCCGAUCGGCGGCUCUGACGUCGAGGAAGAUAAUUUAUGCGAUUACGAUCCUUGGGACCUAUUUGGUAAAUUCAAGAGCAAAUAUGGUGAUGAUAAGGAGAGAUAUUUCCUUUCUCCUUGCGAGUAUUACGAAAGGAGUGGGCUCCGCAAGAGGAAAGCAAAGAGUGGUGGAUACUGGAAGUGCACUGGUGAUCCUCGCCUAAUCACACUUGGAGAUAGCGAUGAGGUGAUUGGAACAAAGAGAUCUUUGGUGUACCAUAAUCCCAAUGCAACUGAUCUGAUCAAAACCGAAUAUACCUAUACUGCAAAACUUGACAGGCCUAUUCUGGGUAAUUUUGUCCUCUAUAAAUUAAAGAGAAAAUCAAAAAAGAAGCAAGCACCAAGUAAGAGGGCAAUGAAAGCCAAACCACAUUGCAGGAAGACUAGACCAAAUAAGAAGGCAAGGCGAGAUGAAUCAUCAAAUUCUACAGCUUCAUCUUUGGCCUUUGAAAAUAAGAAUACAAAGGAUACGAUUGCUAAUGCUGCCAAUGGUGCUGAAGGUAAAGAAAGGAACCGUAUGGUUUCUGAUAUAGAAAAUCAAUAUCCUCCAAAUAAGAAGACUGCUAGUUCAACCUAUGAGAAAGGUGAAUCAAGUUAUCCAAAGGCUUCUGAUGUUGAAAAUCAAAAUCUUUCAGAGACUGCUUCUGCCUUAACCUCUAAUAAAGGUGAAACAAGCAGCCUAAUGGCUUCUUCUACUGGGAAUCAGAAUUUUAAUCAGAUAACUAUUGUUUCAACCAAUAAUAAAGGUGACAAGAGUUGCACAGUGGUUUUUGAUUUGGAAAAUCUUAUUCCAAAUAAAAUUACAGAUACCUCAUUGUAUGACAAGAGUAAACCUAUUUGCCCAAGGGCCUCUUGUGUUGAAAUUCAAAAUUCGCAUGAGAUGAUUAAUGUUUCAUCACAUAACAAAGAUGAAACGACUUUCCUCAUGGAUUUUGAUUUUGAAAAACAAAAUCCAAUUGAGAAGAUUACCAUGUUAUUGCAUGAUAAAGCUAAUGCAUGUUGCCUUGUUACUUCGGAUUUUGGAAUCCAAAAUCCUAGUAAGAAGAUGGGUAUAUCAGCCUCUAUAGCAGGUAACUGGAGUCCCUUGACUGCAAUGCCUUCAGAUUUUGAUAAUCAAAAUCAAUACCAGAAGACUGAUGUACCAGUACCGGAAGAAGAUUAUUGCAUCGUAAUGGCUUCCGAAGUAGGAGAUACUACGAUUCAAGAAGUUCAGUAUCAAUAUAACAAAACAGAUAUGCCAAACCUGGAAGAUUAUUCAGGUUUUCUGAAGGCUUCUGAUAUUGAGGAAACACCAUAUGAAGAAGUUCAAAGUCAUUAUAAGAAGGCAAAUAUGCCAAAUCUUGAAGAUAAGGAGGGUCCCUUAAUAGCUUCAGAUAUAGAGGAAGCUAUAUCUCUUGCGGUGGACCCUCAACAGCUUGCGGAGAUGAUAGCCUGCCUGGACUCUGUGCUGCAGCAGCCUGUUCAUACCAAUGAAAGCCCCAAUCGCAUUUGCUUUGGUAUGCAAGAUCAUUAUGAGAAGAUAGAUAAACCAAUCCUUAACAAUGGUCCCUUGACAGGAGAGUCUAUGGUUACUGAGAUAGACCCUCAACAGCUGGAAGAGAUAUUCGCAUUCUUCGAACUAAAAGACAUCGUGAACUCGCAGCAGCAGCCUAUUCACACUGAGGAAUGCCCCAAUGCCAGUGGCUUUGAUACUGGAAUGUCCACCUGAUUAGUUCCUAUAUGGUUCCUACUUUGGAAAUAAACUACAUAAUACUCUGUAUAAUUUAUGUGUGGCUAAAGAGGUUAGCUCAUUUCCCUUAGCUCUGCGUUAACUGUAUCAGAACGAAACUAUGAUAAUAGUGCAGGAAUCAAACAGCUCUAGUUGUUUGGUUCCUCAAGUCAAUGGUUGAUAUGCCCAUUGAUAGGCUUAAUGAUAGAUUUGCAGAUAUAGAAUCCUUUUAGCAGCUGCAGCUUCAAGCUGCAGUCCUUAACAUGAUACCCUUUUUCCCCCUAAUACUGCCGCAAUAUUAGUAUAGUAAUGUUACUAUACUGAAAGCGAUGCGACUCUCGUUGAAGAGUUACGACUAGCCUAUUGGCUUCUGAUUUCUGCAAUUCUAGAGUUAUGACUAGCCUAUUGGCUUCCCCUCCUGUAGUCUUUUUAUGAAGGUGUGGUUGUAUUAAGAGCUAACAGCUUGUACUUUAUGGAUAUGUAUCCUUGUAAAUAUGUUGAAAAAGAAGUUUAGUUAAAUUCAAGCUGCCUUUUAUUGUUAGUA
Messenger RNA from Ricinus communis (castor bean), 2742 nucleotides. RefSeq names its product NAC domain-containing protein 6. The transcript has 6 exons. Gene Ontology annotation, molecular function: DNA binding. Gene Ontology annotation, biological process: regulation of DNA-templated transcription. NCBI's taxonomy places the organism in Eukaryota, Viridiplantae, Streptophyta, Magnoliopsida, Malpighiales, Euphorbiaceae. Bases 342 to 2198 code for a protein of 618 amino acids. The record is from RefSeq and is a predicted model, not a curated record.